Messenger RNA from Neocloeon triangulifer, 1612 nucleotides. RefSeq names its product protein henna. Lineage: Eukaryota; Metazoa; Arthropoda; Insecta; Ephemeroptera; Baetidae. The transcript has 8 exons. Bases 130 to 1518 code for a protein of 462 amino acids. Gene Ontology annotation, molecular function: phenylalanine 4-monooxygenase activity; iron ion binding. Gene Ontology annotation, biological process: L-tyrosine biosynthetic process; L-phenylalanine catabolic process. The record is from RefSeq and is a predicted model, not a curated record.
GGACGCACAUUAAUAAAAGCGCACAACGUUGCACUCGUUGAUCUCCAGUCGUCUUUCUGCACUCGAGUGCAAAACUUUUCGCACACUCGCAUUUUUUUCUGACAAGAGACCAACAGGCAGAUUUUGAGGAUGGCCCCUCCAGCGGGAGAACAACUGGCCGAUCAUAAUUUGAAAGACCCAGUGUUGAUGACCGGAGGCAAUUACAUUAGGGAAGGUCGAGACUCUUCGAAAAGCACCUGUCUUGUGCUGUCACCCCACAGCACCAGAGAAGUGGGCGCCCUCGCCAAAAUCCUCAAGCUCUUCGAGGAAAAUGAAGUGAAUCUCCUUCACAUCGAGUCGCGUCCUUCGAGGCGCCAGAGCGGCCACUAUGAAUUCAUGUUUGAAUGUGACCCGACCUGCGGAAAUUUGGACGUGGCAACCAAGAAACUGCGCGAGUCGUGCGAAUACUUGCAAGUGAUUUUGCGCAACCAUGACGACAACGAGAAACUUGGAGACACGGUUCCGUGGUUUCCGAGGCGCAUCAGAGAUCUGGACAAGUUCGCCAACCAGAUCUUGUCUUACGGAGCCGAAUUGGAUUCGGACCACCCUGGGUUCACUGACCCUGUAUACAGGGCCAGGAGAAAAUACUUUGCCGAUAUUGCUUACAAUUACAAACAUGGUGAUCCAUUGCCUCACGUGAACUACACGGAGGAAGAAACGCAAACCUGGGGCGUCAUUUUCCGCGAACUGUCGCGCUUGUAUCCGACUCACGCUUGCAAAGAGCACAAUCACGUGUUUCCCCUUCUCAUCCAGAACUGCGGAUAUCGCGAAGACAACAUUCCGCAGCUCGAGGACGUCUCCAACUUUUUGAAAGAUUGCACCGGUUUCACGCUGCGUCCGGUGGCUGGUCUGCUUUCGUCGAGGGACUUUCUCGCGGGACUGGCCUUCCGGGUGUUCCACUCGACCCAGUACAUUCGCCACCCCAGCCGUCCCCUUUACACCCCCGAACCCGACGUCUGCCACGAACUGCUGGGCCACGCACCCCUUUUCGCAGAUCCGGCCUUCGCCCAGUUCUGUCAGGAAAUUGGACUAGCUAGUCUAGGCGCACCAGACGAUUACAUAGAAAAAUUGGCAACGUUGUUCUGGUUUACUGUCGAGUACGGAUUGUGCAACCAGGAAGGCGAAAUGAGAGCAUACGGUGCCGGUUUGCUCUCAAGUUACGGAGAGUUGCAGUACUGCUUGGAGGGCAAGGCCGAACUGCGACCCUUUGAGCCCGAAAAGACCUGCCUGCAAAAGUAUCCGAUCACAAGCUAUCAACCUAUCUACUAUGUUUCCAACAGUUUUGAGGAGGGCAAAGCGCAGAUGAUAAAAUAUGCUUUGACUGUGCCGAGACCCUUUGGUGUGCGCUACAAUCCCUACACCCAGAGUGUGGAGAUUCUCGACUCAAAGCAGCAAAUUCAAAAUCUGAUGACCUGCACCAAUCAAGACAUGCAAGUGCUCAUUGACGCUCUAAGGAAACUGAGUUCCGAGGAGCAUUAGUUUUAAUGUUGGAAGGGAAAUUUUUAUUCAUUUUGGUGUCUUGUGGUGAUUUAUAAUUUUUAAAUAAAAUAAUUUUAGAGGUUUUUACUUUAAA